UCCGAAUUGUCAGAUUUUCUAGAUUAACGAUGAAGAAUAAAUAUUAUUUCUAAAUAAUAAUUAGUUAAUUGUUGAUAAUUAAUUAACUGUUGAUAAUUGGUUAAUUGGGUUUGAUGAGGUGAGAGAUGGUGCGGUUUCGUAGACAGCAAGCGGUGAUCCUGGCGGCUUCCUCUCUAAUUCUUCUUUUUGUGAUUUCAACCAUAUCAAAUUUGUUGAAUAAUCGGCGUAUAGAAGGUUACUUGGUGGCCAGAGCUCAAAUUCUAGAGGAGUGGCGCCAGGGAUUGUAUCCAUUUGAUUCGAAGGAUGAGUUUUCUAAGAAGAUUUCAAAGCUGAAUAGCUCGUCUGGACUCUGCGAAAACCUCGUGGCCAAUUGGUCGCACUUCAACAUGUCCACAGAGUACUACAGACUCCUACCACAACUUAGUAUAAGGCUAAAAGAAGGAAUCGUCGAUGAACGGCACAUCCCUAGGGCCGAGUUGACGCACAUCCUGCACUAUUUAACAUCUGUCAAAUCGAUCAAAACGGUGUGCGAGGUCGGUUUCGGUUACGGUUUUACGAGUUUCAACCUUAUCACGUCCAACAUUAACGUCAGAGUGUUUUCCUUCGACUAUGCAGUGACUAGCGAUGAAGAGAAUGUGGCAUCUAGAAUGAGUUCCUUCUACAGCGACCAGUUCGGAGAGGUGAAGCUCACGGUCAAAUUCGGGAAUCCUACGUCAGACAUUCAGUCAUCUAUUUCCAGUGGCCAGCUACCACUUUGCGAUAUGAUAUUAAUUAACAGAGCUAACCUCGGCUACAAAAUCGCUAAUGACGUCAUUAAACAGCUGUCGUUUCACAGCAGCAGCAGCAGCAGCAGUAGUAGUGGUAGUAAUACUGUUGCUAGUAGUAGUAAAAGUAGUAGUAGCGGUAGUAGUAGCGGCAAUGGCGUCAUAGUACUCGUUGGUUAUCCGACGUUAGCUGGGUACCAAGAUGGAAGAGCAUGGGAGGAAAAACUUGUGGAUGCUGAAGUCGCCGCACAGCUGCUGAAGAAAAAACAGAGAGGAACCACCAAAGAAGACUCAUUGAUUCAUGUUUACGAGGAAUUGAGGUGCGCUAGUAGAGACAAAAAAUAUGGAUUUGUCAUCGGAAGAAUUAAAAAGUCUUUGUCGGCCAUAUAUAAGUCAAAAUUCCUCUUGAAGUUGGAAACAGUAUCUGAUUCAACAACGCAGAGAAGCUCAGUGAACGUUCAAACUAAACCCCCAAAUCGUUUACUUCACCACAAAAAUCCAAAUGGUGGCUACGAUGUUUGCCUGGAUGGGGGUUUGAAACCGAAUUCGUCGUCAUGCAAGGUCAUGUCAUUUGGAAUAAACAACGAAUGGUCAUUUGAUGAGUCGAUCGCAGGUUACGGAUGCUUUGUCCACUCAUAUGACCCAAGCAUGGGCCUGAAGGACCACAUGCAUUCCGCUAAUGUUCAAUUCCACAAUAUGGGACUAGGAAAGGAAGUCAUUGAUGUCAUUAAGUGCGACGCUGAAGGUGCCGAAUGGGCUUUUUUAGAGGACACAAUUGAGAACCUUUUCGAAGUCAAACAGAUCAUCCUAGAGGUACAUUCGCCUAAAAUAAACCCGCAAACAGUCAGUAAGAAAGACUUGAUGUACAUGAUUCGACUCUUCAUGAAAUUGCAAGAAAGCGGCUUUGUUGUGGAUCACUCCUACCACGAGACAUGGUGCUGUGAAAUUUUCGCCCCCAUGUUCCCUCAAGAAAUUAGCGAGAAAUGCUGCCACGAAGUUUACCUUUAUAACACGAAAUAUUCGAGUUGA
This is a messenger RNA of Helobdella robusta, 1793 nucleotides long. RefSeq lists its product as hypothetical. Bases 126 to 1793 code for a protein of 555 amino acids. NCBI's taxonomy places the organism in Eukaryota, Metazoa, Annelida, Clitellata, Rhynchobdellida, Glossiphoniidae. The transcript is spliced from 11 exons. The record is from RefSeq and is a predicted model, not a curated record.